Lactuca saligna is the source of this 1306-nucleotide messenger RNA. The record is from the annotation of a GenBank genome assembly. Lineage: Eukaryota; Viridiplantae; Streptophyta; Magnoliopsida; Asterales; Asteraceae.
AUGGCGGUUCUUACGCCUACACCUUCUGAAACCCACAAGGUACAACCCACAAAGCGUAGAAGACAACAUCACCCACAAAACCCUAAACUCAAACACCAACACUCAUCAUCAUCAUCACCACCAUCAUCAUCAUCAUCAUCAUGGGACCAAAUCAAGAACCUGUUGAAGUGCAAACAGAUGGAUGUUUCCGGGUCGGAUCAGAAGAUCCAACAAGACGCAUCAAGGAGCACCAAUGGAUACUCGAAGUUGAGUUCCUGUGGCUCCAUAUGCAGUUUCAAGGAUGUUGCUAAUGGGAAUACGAGGGUUGUUCAUAGGGCGGAUAACUCGCCGGAAAGUAGCAGCGUUGGUCAGGAAUCCGGCUUACUCCGAAGGAAGAAACACCUUAGUAAUGGUGCUUCUUCUUCUUCGUCUACUAGGUCUGUAACUGGUUCAGUUAGAUCCAAUGGUCAAGGUGGUUACACGUCAUCUUCCAGAGGCAUGCAAUUGAGGAAACUUUCUGGGUGCUAUGAAUGCCAUGCCAUUGUUGAUCCUGCAAGACAAGCAAUUCCAAGAAGUACAAUUUGUGUAUGUUCAGAAUGUGGAGAAGUCUUCCCAAAAAUGGAAAGCUUGGAGCAUCAUCAAGCUAUUAAGCAUGCCGUAUCGGAGCUCGGACUCGAAGAUUCGGGUCGAAAUAUUGUGGAGAUAAUAUUCAAGUCCAGCUGGCAAAAUAAGGACCAUCCGAUCUUCACAAUCGAACGGAUCUUAAAAGUCAACAAUACUCGUCGGACUAUCCAACGUUUCGAGGACUGCCGUGACACUAUCAAGAUCCGAGCAACCGCCACCGCCACCGCCUCCCGCUGUGCUGCCGACGGAAACGAGCUCCUCCGCUUCCACUGCACCACACUCGCCUGCUCUCUAGGCUCCCACGGCUCCUCCAGCCUCUGCGGCUCCGUCCCCGGCUGCGGCGUCUGCACGAUCAUCCGCCACGGUUUCCAAAACCCAAAGUCCGGCGAAGCUGGAAAGAAAGGGGUGUGCACCACCGCGAGUAGUGGUAAGGCGCAUGACUCUCUUGGGGUUGGGGCGCGUGGGCUGAGGGCGAUGCUGGUUUGUCGAGUGAUUGCCGGGAAAGUGAAGCGCGUGGUGGGGAACGCGCCGCCGGAGGAAGAUGGAGCGUAUGAUUCGAUGGCCGGGUAUCCCGGGUCAUACUCGAAUAUUGAGGAGCUGUACGUUUGUAAUCCGAGGGCCAUACUACCCUGUUUCGUGGUUAUUUACAAGGCAAUGGAAAGUUGAUGUCAUCUUUUUUUUUUUUUUUUUAAUUAAUGUGGGC